Molecule: messenger RNA, 870 nt
Organism: Asparagus officinalis (garden asparagus)
Lineage: Eukaryota; Viridiplantae; Streptophyta; Magnoliopsida; Asparagales; Asparagaceae
Exons: 3
Coding region: 78-755 (225 amino acids)
Biological process (GO): regulation of protein complex stability
Cellular component (GO): chloroplast thylakoid membrane
Source: RefSeq, a predicted model, not a curated record
AGAAAAAGAAUAAUAAAAAAGCACGAAACUGAAAGUACAUAGAAAAGGGUCUUAGAAUUCUUUUCUAGCUCUCUUCAAUGGCUUGUGCUUCAUCACAAUCCAUACUAUCUGCAUGCGGCUGUCCGUUUCCUUGUCAAAGGAUUAAUCUGAAGAAACCCAGAUGGUUCAGAGCAAACACCAAGUUUUUACCAGUGAAUGCUUCUACUUCUAAUUCAUCAACCUCUGAAGAGAGCUGCAACGUUGAAGAAUGUGCCCCUGAGAAGGAGGUAGGGAAGGUGAGCAUGGAAUGGUUAGCAGGAGAGAAGACGAAGAUAGCCGGAACUUACCCUCCCAAGAAGAAGGGAUGGACUGGUUAUGUCGAGAAGGAUACUGCCGGCCAAACCAACAUUUAUUCUGUCGAGCCAGCAGUUUAUGUUGCAGAGAGUGCAAUAAGCUCAGGGUCGGCAGGAACAUCAUCAGAGGGAGCAGAGAACACUGCAGCCGUUGCUGCAGGUUUAGCUCUCAUAUCGAUCGCUGCAGCCUCAUCGAUCCUUCUUCAAGUCGAUAAAACUGAUCCUCAAGUUCAAAGUGCAGAAUACUCCGGACCUCCUCUUAGUUACUAUAUAAGCAAGUUCAAGCCUGCGAGCAUUGUAGAAGCUGCAGUCAUUUCUGAACCUCUGAGCUCUCCAGCAGUGGAGGCUUCGGUUCCUAAUUCUGAAGUUCAGGUUGAGUUGAGUGUGGAGAGUGAGAGUUCAAGUGUUGGUGAUGUUUCUUGAGAAAUAUGCAUUGAAAUUUUGUAUAUGUUUGAAGCUCUAAAAGAGAUUAUGGAAUACAGGUGAAUUACUGUGUGUAUUGCUAGGUUUCUUAUAGAAAUCAUGUUGUUUUGUCAUU